Molecule: messenger RNA, 2755 nt
Organism: Pseudophryne corroboree (corroboree frog)
Lineage: Eukaryota; Metazoa; Chordata; Amphibia; Anura; Myobatrachidae
Gene: HNRNPR
Product: heterogeneous nuclear ribonucleoprotein R
Exons: 9
Coding region: 280-1875 (531 amino acids)
Cellular component (GO): ribonucleoprotein complex; nucleus
Molecular function (GO): mRNA binding
Source: RefSeq, a predicted model, not a curated record
AUCACGCAGCAGCAGCUCCCGGGCUCGUAACGUUCCUGCCCAGUAUUAUUGUUGCUCGCUUCCGUUCAUCUCAAUUCCCGACCGUUGAUCCCAACCCCGGCCAAAUUGAAAAGCCCCUGCUGUAAGAUAUUUACGACCCCGUACAUAGGCGCUGUGAUUGGCUGUCGAGUACGGGAGAAGGAGGCGUGGCCAGAGGGGGGAGAGGCGCCAUCUUUCCCGUACAGUGCAGGGGCUGCGGUUUGUCAUCAUUAGGCGCAGAAGCUCAGUCAUACUGGCGUCAUGAAAACCUACAGGCAGAGGGAAAAGCAGGGGAACAAGACCCAGGAAAGUGUCAAGGCUCCAGAUGAAGGAAAGAUUAAGGCAUUAUUGGAGAGAACUGGAUACAGCUUGGAUGUAACUACAGGUCAAAGAAAAUAUGGUGGACCUCCUCCAGAGUCUGUAUCCCCUUGCACGCAGCCUGGCAUCGGUACAGAGGUUUUUGUUGGCAAGAUACCUAGAGACUUGUAUGAGGAUGAGUUAGUACCUCUUUUUGAAAAAGCAGGCCCCAUCUGGGAUCUUCGUCUUAUGAUGGAUCCUCUCUCUGGACAAAAUAGGGGUUAUGCCUUUAUAACUUUCUGUUACAAAAAUGGAGCUCAGGAGGCUGUUAAAUUGUGUGACAACUAUGAAAUCCGCCCUGGCAAACACAUUGGAGUAUGCAUUUCAGUGGCAAACAACAGGCUUUUUGUCGGUUCUAUUCCCAAAAAUAAAACUAAGGAAAAUAUUCUGGAGGAGUUCAUUAAAGUUACAGAGGGCUUAGUAGAUGUUAUUCUCUACCAUCAACCUGAUGACAAGAAAAAGAACCGUGGCUUUUGCUUCCUAGAGUAUGAAGACCACAAGACUGCAGCACAGGCCAGACGUAGAUUAAUGAGCGGCAAGGUGAAGGUUUGGAGCAAUGUAGUAACUGUAGAGUGGGCAGAUCCAGUGGAGGAACCAGACCCUGAGAUAAUGGCAAAGGUUAAAGUACUUUUUGUGAGGAAUCUGUCUUCCACAGUAACUGAAGAGAUUCUAGAGAAAGCUUUUUCAGUUUUUGGAAAGCUGGAACGGGUGAAGAAACUGAAGGAUUAUGCUUUUGUACACUUUGAGGAGAGAGACUCUGCAGUGAGGGCUAUGGAUGAAAUGAAUGGGACAGACCUGGAAGGGGAAGACAUUGAAAUAGUACUGGCAAAACCUCCAGAUAAAAAGAGAAAGGAGCGUCAGGCAGCACGACAAGCUUCUCGUGGCACUUUGUAUGAUGAUUAUUACUAUUAUCCCCCUCCUCGUAUGCCUCCUUCAGGCAGAGGCAGGGGCCGUGGAGGCAGAGGCGGCUAUUCAUAUCCCCAAGAUUAUUAUGGCUAUGAAGAUUACUAUGAUGAUUAUUAUGCAUACGAUUACCAUGACUACCGCGGUGGCUAUGACGAUCCAUACUAUGGGUAUGAUGAUGCGUACCCUGUGCGAGGGCGAGGAGGUAGAGGUGGCAGAGGUGGACCUCCUCCACCUAGAGGCAGAUCCGCUCCUCCUUUACGUGGGGGGCGCUCCAACUAUAUACCAAGGGGGUCUCCUAUGGGCCCUCCUAGAGGAUCCAGAGGUGGACGAGGUGGUCCUUCUCAGCAACCACAACGAGGCCGCAACUUGCGUGGCAACCGUGGAAGUAGAGGUGGGAAUGUUGGUGGAAAAAGAAAGGCAGAUGGGUACAACCAACCUGACUCCAAGCGCCGCCAGACCAACAAUCAGAAUUGGGGGACCCAACCCAUAGCCCAGCAGCCUUUGCAACAAGGUGGUGAUUAUACUGGUAACUAUGGUUACAGUAAUGACAACCAAGAGUUUUAUCAGGAUUCUUAUGGGCAGCAAUGGAAGUAGGAAAGGCUGCUACUAAAAAAAAUAAUCAUUUUUCAAUCACCUACAUCUAUAUAUAUAUAAACAUAAGGCACACACAGGAUUCAGUAUUGAUUUUUCUGUAAUUUGUAGUAGGCUCAUCACUAUACUGUAAAUAUCUUUAUUUUAUUUUUAUUACCAUUGUUGUCCACCAAGUAUGAACUGAUUCAGUGAUCAAUAUUUUAAUUGGGGGGGGGUUUCUUACACUCCAGUCAAGCUGGGACCCAAACUCAAGAUGUGCACUCUGAAAGGUAACGUCAAUACUCUAUACCUUACAAGUCUUGCAUUGACUUCUAGAUUAUGAUACUAUUGUUUUUGGCUUAUAUCCCAGAAAUCUUAAUUUAGAUUUUUGCCUACUUACUAUGUUAUUGGUGGGUACUAGUCUUUUUAUUUUACUUUGGCGAGUUUUGGAGUGUUUAGGGGACAACUUGUAGUAGUUUGUGCAGAAAACUUUUUUUUUCUGGCUAACUUUAAAGUCUCUGCCAUAGGAUUUUGCUGUAAAUAAAUGUAAACACUUGUGGUCUAGUAGUUUUAAUAGUUGUCUUUAUAACCAAACAUUUUAAGAUGUCAUGUAUGUUUUGCAUUCCUAGAUAUAGGUUUAUUGUAUUUUUUUUUAAUUGUGAUUUUAUUUUUUUGGAAGGGAGUAACAUGCCCUACCAGUUUGUUUGGCUUUGUCUCAAGAAGCCUCUGCAGUAUGUUCUGUGACUGUAUUUCAGUUUUCUUGUUAAUGUACAAUUUCAAUAAAACUGUUAGCAAAAACAAAAAAACACAAAAAAAUGAAAAACCAAACAAAAAUCCACUGCAAACAACCUUGUCCCAUUUACAAACAUGGUUGUAUACUAUUAAAACAAAACAAAACUAAAAA